Messenger RNA from Rosa rugosa (rugosa rose), 2578 nucleotides. Its product is annotated as UDP-sugar pyrophosphorylase-like. Gene Ontology annotation, biological process: UDP-N-acetylglucosamine biosynthetic process. The transcript is spliced from 19 exons. Gene Ontology annotation, molecular function: UDP-N-acetylglucosamine diphosphorylase activity. The record is from RefSeq and is a predicted model, not a curated record. Lineage: Eukaryota; Viridiplantae; Streptophyta; Magnoliopsida; Rosales; Rosaceae. Bases 257 to 2140 code for a protein of 627 amino acids.
CAAAAACAAAAAAACAAAAAACACUACAGAUCGCUCUCAACGCCGCUUUGGUCGUUCACUCGCUCCGGCUCCUUGCAGCUAAGAUCAAUCAGGCUUCUCCUCUUCUUCGAUCCGCUUGGAGCUUGGAGCUUCAGUUAGACUGCUUCCGGUUAAAGGUCUCUUUUAGGAAUCUUAUUCUUCGACCACUAUCGUAAAACCAAAUGAAUGAGAAUAACAAUAUGGAUAUGGAUGUUGCCAUCACGGUGCUCCGUAAUAUAUGGUGGUGGUCAGUGAAUUCAUUUGCGUAACGGAACGGAAUCACAACGGCGUCACACAACAGCACUCUAACCGCUCAUCUCCGCCUUCACCGACAAUGGCUUCCGCCGUCACCGAGCCUAAUCUCCAGAGAAACCUCCACCUCCUCUCCGCCGAACAGGUGGAGCUGGCGGAGAUGGGGCAGGCUCAUCUGUUCGAGCAUUGGGCCAAGCCGGGCGUCGACGAUGACGAAAAGAAAGCCUUUUUUGAUCAGGUGAGUCGGCUCAAUUCAAGCUAUCCAGGGGGUUUGGCAUCAUAUAUCAAAACUGCUAGAGAACUGUUAGCGGAUUCAAAAGCCGGAAAGAAUCCAUUUGAUGGCUUUACACCUUCCGUUCCAACAGGUGAAACCUUGACUUUUGGUGAUGAUAGCUUUAUGAUUUUUGAGGAGACUGGUGUCAAAGAAGUUCGGAAAGCUGCAUUUGUUCUUGUUGCUGGAGGACUUGGGGAACGUCUGGGAUACAACGGAAUUAAGGUGGCUCUUCCUAGAGAGACGACCACAGGAACAGGUUUUUUACAACAUUAUAUUGAGACAAUAUUGGCUCUUCAAGAUGCUAGCUGUAAACUCGCAGAAGGUGAAUGCCAAACAAAAAGUCCUCUGGUUAUAAUGACAUCAGAUGACACACAUUCUCGUACAGUAGAGCUUUUAGAGUCAAAUUCUUAUUUUGGAAUGGAACCUAAUCAAGUAAAGCUUUUAAAGCAGGAAAAAGUUGCAUGCUUAGAUGAUAAUGAUGCGAGGCUUGCAGUAGACCCACGUAACAAGUACAGGAUUCAGACCAAACCUCAUGGACACGGUGAUGUGCAUUCACUACUCUACUCCAGUGGCCUUCUCAAUGAAUGGCGUGACGCUGGUUUGAGAUGGGUUCUGUUCUUCCAAGAUACAAAUGGACUUUUGUUCAAUGCAAUUCCAGCGUCAUUGGGUGUUAGUGCUACAAGACAGUACCAUGUUAACUCCCUAGCUGUUCCGCGCAAAGCAAAAGAAGCAAUUGGAGGAAUUACCCGACUUACUCAUGCUGAUGGGAGAUCAAUGGUGAUCAAUGUGGAGUACAACCAGCUUGAUCCACUGCUUAGAGCAACUGGAUUUCCUGACGGUGAUGUCAACUGUGAGACUGGCUAUUCUCCUUUCCCUGGGAAUAUCAACCAAUUAAUCUUGGAACUUGGUCCGUACAUUGAGGAGCUCACAAAAACAGGAGGUGCCAUACAGGAGUUUGUUAACCCAAAAUACAAAGAUGCUAGUAAGACUUCAUUUAAGUCCUCAACUCGGUUAGAGUGUAUGAUGCAAGACUAUCCAAAAACUUUGCCUCCAUCUGCUAGGGUGGGAUUCACGGUAAUGGAGCCAUGGCUUGCUUAUGCACCUGUUAAGAACAACCCUGAGGAUGCUGCUAAGGUACCAAAGGGAAAUCCAUAUCAUAGUGCAACUUCUGGAGAAAUGUUGGUUUAUCGUGCAAACAGUCUCAUUCUCAGAAAGGCUGGAGUCCAAGUAGCUGAUCCAGUACAACGGGUGUUCAACGGUCAAGAAAUUGAAGUGUGGCCUUGUGUCACAUGGAAACCAAAAUGGGCGGUCACUUUUAAAGAAGUAAAAAACAAAGUCAGUGGAAGUAGCUCAAUUUCUCAGAGGUCUACAUUGGUUAUUAAGGGCCGUAAUAUAUUUGUCAAGGAUCUCUGCUUGGAUGGGGCACUUGUCAUCGAUGUUGCUGAUGAUAAAGAGGUAAAAGUGGAAGGUUCAAUACAGAAUAAAGGCUGGAUCCUUGAAAAUGUUGAUUACAAAGAUACUUCAGUACCUGAGGAACUGAGGAUAAGGGGUUUCAGAAUCAACAAGAUUGAACAAUUGGUAAAGUCUGAGCCUUGAGUUCUGCUUGGAGUCUUGAAGGUUUCAUGAUCUAGAAGUGGAGGACCACCUGAAGUUUGUCACCAAGUGGAUGCUUUCUCACAUUGAAGAUGUUGAGAAAGAACUUAAUAAAUCAGUCAUGUUCGCCGAAUUUGGCUUGGCAGACCAGCUUGAUAGAUUUUACAAAACUAUUUUUGAUGUCAUUUACAAACCUGCAAAGAAACACCAGGCUGGGGCAGGUGCUUUAGCGUGGCAGUUUUUGGUAGCAGGAAUGGACAAGUAUAAUGAUGAAUUUGGGAUUGUUCCAUGGGAAAGGCCAUCUACCUAUAUGUUUAGUGGGUGGGACACUAAUAGGACUGAUAAUAGUUCUCUUAUAGAUGGCAGCACUAGCUCUCUUGUAAUGAUUACUACUACAUAUGUGUUGAUAAUUUAUACAAUUCGUUUCAUUCCUUUACUAUA